Orbicella faveolata is the source of this 2215-nucleotide messenger RNA. RefSeq lists its product as uncharacterized. Gene Ontology annotation, cellular component: cytoskeleton. Gene Ontology annotation, molecular function: actin filament binding. The record is from RefSeq and is a predicted model, not a curated record. Lineage: Eukaryota; Metazoa; Cnidaria; Anthozoa; Scleractinia; Merulinidae.
UUCCACCCGCCAAGAAGGUGUACAAAAGAGUUUGCGUGACUUAUUGCGUGACAGUAUCGUCUCUAAGGCAAAAAUGGCCACCAGUGUGCUGUCUAGGGUUUUGAGGCCUCUCUCUCGCACAGCAAUCCGUCCCAUUCGCAGCUUCCAUAGACCUUGGCCUGUUUCAGUUUUAACGAGGCAGAAGAGUUCUUCAACUGAGCCAAGUUCGGUUGAAAACGCGAAAGAAGCGAACUGGAAAUGCAGACAAGAUUUGGCGACGGCACUUCGAGGUCUCGACUGGUACGGCUUGAGUGAAGGUGUUUGCACGCACUUGACGAUGAUGGCUCCUGCAUUGAGCGGCGAUGGAGAGGUCAUGCUCAUGAUUCCUCAUGGUCUCCAUUGGAGUCAGGCAACCCCAUCAUCUCUGCUAGGUGUCAGUGACAGAGGUGAGCUGGUGGAAGGCAAAGGUCACAUACAGAUAGAGGCUAAUGCAAUCCACAAAGGUGUUCAUGAUGCUAGGCCAGAUGCGGUGUGUGUCUUCCAUCUUCACUCGCCAUACACAACUGCUAUAGGAAUGCUGGAAGAAGAGGUGUUUGGCAUGUACCACCAGACACACUGUCGUUUCUACAAUGAUUUUGCUUAUGACCCAAAAUAUGGAGGAGCUGCUUUGAGUUGCGAAGAAGGCGAGCGACUGGCUAAGCUUAUUGGAAAAAAGGCAGUCCUGUUUAUGGGAAAUCAUGGCGUGUUAUUUACUGCACCAACUGCAGCUAUCGCAUUUGACAAUGCCUACUUUAUGGAACGCGCUUGUAUGAUGCAGAUGAUUGCAAUGCAAACUGGGAAGAAACUCCGCGAGUUGCCCGAUGACAUCAGCAAGUUGACUUACCAACAAACCCAAGACGCAUUAGAAUAUUAUGCAAAUGCUCAUUUUGAGGGAAUUAAGGCUGUACUUCUGCAGAAAGACCCAGGAUUUUUAAAUCAAUGAUGCUUAAUAAUCUUGUUUUCCAGUCGGUGGUCAGUACUUUCACUGACCCCUGAAAAAAAAUUAUCAGUGACCCCAUAGACCCUAUUCAAAAAUGGCUGCCAAUUUACAAUUCUUUUGUAUUCGUUUAAAUUAACCCAACUGACCUCUUUUGAAUUAUCAACUCAAAAACGAGGUUAGUUGGGAUAACUGUAAUACUUACACGAGAAUUUUUAAUUGGCAGCCAUUUAUGAAUGGGACCAAAAGACGGGGCUCUUGGUAAUCUUUUAGUAUAUAUACAGUGUUUGUAUACGGUCAGAAUAGUGUAGUUUCUAUAUUAUAUGUCGACACUGAAUGGGUAAUAGCAAACCACGUAUUUCUGUUUGAAUUGAACGCUGUCAUUACAUUUUUAACCUGAGCACGUUGUAAGAGCGAUAGGUGUACUGGGCAGAUCUAAAGAAUUGCGUAAUUCGUAGAUGAAAUAUAAAUUCAGUUUUUACUAGGCGUCAUCAUUGCUUAAGCUUUCUAAUAUUAAUAAAGUUAUUACCAGGACUGCAAAAACAGCUAGACUCCUCCAAAACAGAUGAUGAUGACGACGAUGACAAAGAAAAGACGACGACGAUGGCGGCGGUCGCGGCGGCGAUCGAAGUAGCAGUGCUUCAUGUUUGUGGUGGUGAUGACAAUUAGGAAGUUUGAGCAAACCACAACGGCGACGGCAACUAGGACGAACAUAACAGUGGCUGUGCAUGUGUGUUUUAAAUCUUGGUCUAUUUCUUUGUUGCUUUCUGCAAAACAACGACGUGAAAUGACCAAAUUCUGUGCAGGCUAGAGAAUGUGAACCACAACGGCCAAUAUUUAUAAUUUUAAAUGUCUAAUUCAACGAGAUGAAUUAGACAAUUUGAGAUGUCUCCGACAGCCAUAGACUAACUAAAUGACUUCAGAGUUUCGCGAGAUUCGUAGGUUGAAUAUAAAUUCAUUUUCCAAUCGAUGUUGUCCCCGCGUCGCCGUUGUGGUUGCUUAAAACUUCCUAAUGAUGGGAGUUGCUCCGGGUCUAAUUAGCUCCACUGACUGUUCUUAUCACUGUUUACGCGUGUGAAAACCCCUGCGCAUGUAGGUUAAGACUAAAGAAAAAACUGUGCCCCUGAUUCACGCGUAAAACUAGAAAAAAAGAAAAGAAAAAGAAGAAGAAAAACAUAUCGCACUAAUUUUGGUAAUAUGUACGACUUUGCACAACAUGUACAUCUAGUCCAUUUGCAAUAAAAGAAUAUUUUGAAAGGG